CCCCCUGAAGACCCUGUGAUUGUGGGGGCCCCCGUGGUAAGCCUAAGGGCCGGCGACCCCCUCAACCUGACAUGCCACGCCGACAAUUCCAAGCCUGCUGCCUCGAUCAUCUGGAUCCGCAACGGGCAGGUCCUGAAUGGCGCCAUGUACUCUAAGGUAUGGAGGGGUUGCAUUUUUGUCCCCGCCCCAGUUUUAUCAUUUCACUGUAGACUGGGUAUGGUUUGGGCUAGUUUUGAUUGAUCUCUGUGCUGAACUGACUCUUUCAAAAGGACAGCUCUAUUUGUAUGUAUUGGAGCGAAUUCAUGGGUAGCCCCGACCGGGACUCAAACCUGGGUCCAACGACUACCAACGGAACAGCUUAGCCAUUACACCAAGAAAUUCAAACUGGAUUCAGGUCGCUACACUAUCCCCUUCCUACAAAAAGAGCGCCCCACGCUUCUUUAUCUCAAGUCCCUCAUUCCCAGGCUUGCCUUUGAUGGCCUCACAGUAGCGUCACCCCACUUCUGACACCAAUGUAUAGAAUUCAGGGGGUUGCUCUGACCAGAACUGCAGCAAAUGUCAAAGCAACCUUUCCACUUCACUGUGCUGUAUGUAUGUAGGUAUGUACAGUGGGGAAAAAAGGUAUUUAGUCAGCCACCAAUUGUGCAAAUUCUCCCACUUAAAAAGAUGAGAGAGGCCUGUAAUUUUCAUCAUAGGUACACGUCAACUAUGACAGACAAAAUGAGGAAAAAAAAUCCGGAAAAUCACAUUGUAGGAUUUUUAAUGAAUUUAUUUGCAAAUUAUGGUGGAAAAUAAGUAUUUGGUCAAUAACAAAAGUUUCUCAAUACUUUGUUAUAUACCCUUUGUUGGCAAUGACACAGGUCAAACGUUUUCUGUAAGUCUUCACAAGGUUUUCACACACUGUUGCUGGUAUUUUGGCCCAUUCCUCCAUGCAGAUCUCAUCUAGAGCAGUGAUGUUUUGGGGCUGUCGCUGGGCAACACAGACUUUCAACUCCCUCCAAAGAUUUUCUAUGGGGUUGAGAUCUGGAGACUGGCUAGGCCACUCCAGGACCUUGAAAUGCUUCUUACGCGAAGCCACUCCUUCUUUGCUCGGGCAGUGUGUUUGGGAUCAUUGUCAUGCUGAAAGACCCAGCCACGUUUCAUCUUCAAUGCCCUUGCUGAUGGAAGGAGGUUUUCACUCAAAAUCUCACGAUACAUGGCCCCAUUCAUUCUUUCCUUUACACGGAUCAGUUGUCCUGGUCCCUUUGCAGAAAAACAGCCCCAAAGCAUGAUGUUUCCACCCCCAUGCUUCACAGUAGGUAUGGUGUUCUUUGGAUGCAACUCAGCAUUCUUUGUCCUCCAAACACGACGAGUUGAGUUUUUACCAAAAAGUUAUAUUUUGGUUUCAUCUGACCAUAUGACAUUCUCCCAAUCCUCUUCUGGAUCAUCCAAAUGCACUCUAGCAAACUUCUGACGGGCCUGGACAUGUACUGGCUUAAGCAGGGGGACAUGUCUGGCACUGCAGGAUUUGAGUCCCUGGCGGCGUAGUGUGUUACUGAUGGUAGGCUUUGUUACUUUAGUCCCAGCUCUCUGCAGGUCAUUCACUAGGUCCCCCCGUGUGGUUCUGGGAUUUUUGCUCACCGUUCUUGUGAUCAUUUUGACCCCACGGGGUGAGAUCUUGCGUGGAGCCCCAGAUCGAGGGAGAUUAUCAGUGGUCUUGUAUGUCUUCCAUUUCCUAAUAAUUGCUCCCACAGUUGAUUUCUUCAAACCAAGCUGCUUACCUAUUGCAGAUUCAGUCUUCCCAGCCUGGUGCAGGUCUACAAUUUUGUUUCUGGUGUCAUUUGACAGCUCUUUGGUCUUGGCCAUAGUGGAGUUUGGAGUGUGACUGUUUGAGGUUGUGGACAGGUGUCUUUUAUACUGAUAACAAGUUCAAACAGGUGCCAUUAAUACAGGUAACGAGUGGAGGACAGAGGAGCCUCUUAAAGAAGAAGUUACAGGUCUGUGAGAGCCAGAAAUCUUGCUUGUUUGUAGGUGACCAAAUACUUAUUUCCCACCAUAAUUUGCAAAUAAAUUCAUAAAAAAUCCUACAAUGUGAUUUUCUGGAGAAAAAAAAUCUCAAUUUGUCUGUCAUAGUUGACGUGUACCUAUGAUGAAAAUUACAGGCCUCUCUCAUCUUUUUAAGUGGGAGAACUUGCACAAUUGGUGGCUGACUAAAUACUUUUUUCCCCCACUGUAUUAUUAUACUUAAAGUACAAGACAUAAAUCUAGAUAUGUUGUACUCACUAAAGAAUAUAAUAAUAAUAUGAAAUUAAGUUUGCAUAAAUAAAUUGAUUGUGCACUUCAAAUGUGUCCUUUGGCCCUUGAUAAGAGGUGUGCUCUCUCCUCUUCAUAUCUUCCUCUCUGCUCCUGCCUUCCAUUCCUCCACACAGCUGUCCUAAAAAAGGCCUCGCUCCGUCAGUUUAAUGACAGCUGAGAUUUCUUAUUUGAUCCAUAGGGCAAGAUGGAGAACUCAUGUUGUGCAUUCAACAUGACGAAAAAAGUGAAAGCAUUCCAUCACUCUACAUUAUGGAUGUGUUCUUGGUCAAUUUGUUCACUUUGUCAGCCCUGGGUAGGAAACUGAGAAAGUGAGAGGCGCAUUUAAAGGAGCGGUCCCAUGACAAUCUCACAGUGUAAUUUUGCUUGUUCCGGGGUGAGCCUAACCCAAACAAACCCACUGGAGAGCGCUCCCUUCACUCAAUAUAAGCCCAUAAAUUAGACAGAGGCAAGCCACUUAGACGUGUUUAUUAUUGUAUCAGGAUUUGGAGGGGCAGUGUAUAGUUACUUUGUAAGUACUUAGUAUCAACAUCUGUAUAUCACAUUUGAUAUGUAUCACAUAAUUAAAAUUUUAGUAAUUUAGCAGAUGCUCAUAUCCAGAGCGACUUACAGGAUUAAUUAAGGUUAAAUGCUCAAGGACACAUCUUUCAGUUCGGAGAUUCGAAUCAGCAACCUUUCAGUUACUGACCCAAUGCUCUUAACCGCUAGGCUACCUGCCACCCAUCAUGUCAUAUUAUUUACAUGUCACAUUGUUAGGAUGUAAAGUAUUUUUGAUUCUUCUCAAUCUGGUAACAGCUCCAUUUAAAUGCAUCAGGAAUGUUUUGGAUACAGGGAACCAAUAUGUUUCAUCUUUAUCCAAUGAUGAGGCUGGGUUUUGGAUUCACAUACUUUGAGUCAGAUCAUGACUUGAUGUGGCAUAUAAAGGCAUGCAGAUUGAGAAGGCAAACGAUAGUGAGACGACUGGUUCCAUCUGUCCAGUAUGACAUGCAGGUUGACGUGUAUUGGGAUGAGUCUUGUCCUGGAGGCAGAACUAAGUGAUUUCCGCUAAAUAGGCCAGCUGCAAAGUCAAAAUUGGCUAUAUUGUGCAAAUUCAUGAAAACAAAAAAUUUAUUUAAGGUUAGGGUUAGGUAUUAGGGUUAUCAGUGUGGUUAGGGUUAAGGUUAGGGUUCAGGUUUAAAAUCAGAUCUUAUGACUUUGUGGCUGUGCCAGCUAGUGACCGCUCUAAAGAGCUGCCCCCAGAACAAGAUUCAUGACGAAAAACCUAACCUGCAUAUGAAAUCAGUCAAUAAUGUAUACCACUAAACUCUAUUACUAUGUCAUUACAAAUAUGUAACUACUAUGCUAUUACUAUGUAAUUCAGGGCAAGAUAUACAUGAGAUUUAUGGGAAAAAAUGGAACACUCCUAUAGGUCAUACAGUACGCAUAUUGCAUGAUGUACUGUAAACCUAUUGCUCCCCACCUACUGUAGAAGGUUGUACUUGCAAUGGCUGUGAUAUGUGGUUGUCUUAUCUACCUUAGUUGCUCUAAUCACUCUGGAUUAGAAUGCUAAAUGAACACAAGGCAAGUGUAAUGAAAGUAAGACAUCUUGUAACGGUAAUAGCUAGUGAUAAUCUUUGGUCUUUUAUUGAUUCCUCAGACACUGUUGCGGGAUGGGCGAAGGGAGAGCACGGUCAGCACACUCUACCUCUCUGCCUCCAACAUCGAGACAGGCCAACGGAUCACAUGUCGGGCCUCAAACAAGGCAGCGCCCAAUGGGAAAGAUGCCAUCGUUACCAUCGAUAUCCAACGUGAGUACAGCGUCCCA
Messenger RNA from Coregonus sp. 'balchen', 4096 nucleotides. The record is from the annotation of a GenBank genome assembly. Lineage: Eukaryota; Metazoa; Chordata; Actinopteri; Salmoniformes; Salmonidae.